UCCUCGGCAUUCCCUCCAGCCUCCAGCCUGUGCUCCACUGCUUUCCACUGCAAGCGCUCACGGACUCAGCACUACAGCACUACAGCACACGGACGCUAUUCGCCCUCCAGCUCUCCGCAGUCAAACACACGGCUCUUCUUAUUCAUGCGCACUGCUCUCUCUCUCUCUCUCGCGCGCGCGCUCUCUCUAUGCGGCGCCCUGGACAUUUCCCCUCCUAUUCAUUUUCCAAACGGGAGAUCAUGAUGAUGAUGAGACACCGAAAUUAAGAGCAUAACACCUUCCGGAAAAGCGACCGUAACCUCCAAGCCGCUGGAUAGACAGACGCCUUGUUCUUCAGCAAUGAAUCCUACGGACUGAACUGGCUUAUUUCCCUCCCUUUGAUGUUGAGACAAGAGAAAAGGUUGCCAUGGAAGUGAAAGAACGCAGACCCUACCGCUCUCUGACCUCCAGGCGGGACACGGAGCGCCGGUACACCAGCUCCUCCGCUGACAGCGAGGACGGCAAGCUCAACCCCAAGUCCUACAGCUCCAGCGAGACCCUCAAAGCUUUCGAUCAGGACCCCAGAUUGGCCUAUGGCAGCCGAGUCAAAGACGUGGUGCACCACGAAGCCGAUGAGUUCAGCAGGCAAGGGGUGGACUUCUCUCUCAGAGACAUGGCCUUUGGAGAUCCCGUGCCGCCCCAUAUGGCAGCGUAUAGGACAGAAAUGGGCCUUCCCCACCGCGACUACUCCGUGAGCGUGGGAUCAGACGCUGACACAGAAACGGACGGCAUCAUUUCCCCCGAGCACGCCGUCCGACUCUGGGGCCGGAGCAACACCAAAUCCGGCCGGAGCUCCUGCCUCUCCAGCAGAGCCAACUCUAACCUCACCCUCACUGACACCGAGCAUGAAAAUACAGAAAACGGUCCUCCUCUUCAUUGCUCAUCUGCCUCCUCUUCCCCUGUCGACUCCCCUUACCCUCCCCCUCUUCAUGCAGCCAAUCAGAGCCAGGGAAGGUUGCUAGGUAACAGCGGGGCUCAGGCCGGCCGGGACUCUGAGUCAGAAGAUGAGUUUGGCCCCAAUUCAUUCUUAGUUAAAACCGGCUCAGGGAACGUCUGCGCUCCGGUCACUGCAACUCCUAACGAGGGCUCGUUCCAGAGCCACUCCCGGUUGCGAACGCCACCGCUGCCCCUGUCACACUCCCAUUCCCCCAGUCAGCACCACACCGCCUCCAUUGGCUCUCUGAGCCACAGCAACUACACCCAGCGCAGUAACCCGAGCCCGGCACCCACCGAUAGCUCGGCUCCCAAUGAGGGGCCUACAAGUGCCCAGGACUCAGGCAGUGCCCAGGACAACUGGCUUCUCAACAGCAACGUUCCUCUAGAGACCAGGAGCCAGAAUACUCUAAUGUUUAUCAGAGAAGAACAGGACGCUUGCAGAGAGGGGCAUGGGUCGUACAACACAAGAAACAUAGCAAAGCAGACAUUCCUAGAGACUUUACAGGACAACUUUAUAGAGAUGGACAUACUGGCCACAGCUCGCCACGACGGCGCUUACACUGAUGGACACUUUCUGUUCAAGCCUGGCGGGACCUCGCCCUUGUACUGCACAACUUCUCCCGGCUACCCUUUGACGUCCAGCACGGUAUACUCGCCUCCACCCCGGCCCCUGCCACGGAACACCUUCUCACGGCCUGCCUUCAGCUUGAAGAAACCCUAUAAGCACUGCAACUGGAAAUGUGCUGCCCUCAGUGCCAUCCUCAUCUCCGUCACCCUGGUGUUCCUCUUGGCCUACUUUAUUGCCAUGCACCUCUUCGGACUCAACUGGCAUUUACAGCCAAUGCAGAGGCAGAUUUACCAGCUGACGGAGGACAACACGAGUGGCCUUCAUCUGCCCACAGAUCUGGGCUUGCCGCCUCUGGGCAACACGGGUCUAGAGUUUCCAGAUCGAGGAAGCAAAGAUGAUGGUAAACUAGAUGGCUUUUUCCCGGAGGACAGCUUCAUAGACAUGGGCGAGAUAGACGUGGGCCGCAAAGUCGCUCAGCUGAUCCCGCCUGGAAUCUUCUGGAGGUCGCAGGUCUUCAUCGACCACCCCAUGUACCUCAAAUUUAAUGUGUCUCUUAGUAAAGAUGCCUUGGUGGGGAUCUACGGGAGAAGAGGCCUGCCUCCGUCGCACACACAGUUUGACUUUGUGGAGCUGUUGGAUGGCCGUCGACUCCUGUCGCAAGGGUUUCCAGGUCUCGAGGGUCCUCCUUUUCCAGCCCAGCAGCGGAGCCUGGUGCCACUCACUAGUCACGAUACAGGCUUUAUACAGUACAUGGACUCGGGUAUCUGGCACUUGGCUAUAUACAAUGAUGGGAAGGAGACGGAGCAGGUGUCCUUUCUAACAACUGCAAUCGACUCUAUCGAUGACUGUCCUAGUAACUGUUUUGGAAAUGGAGACUGUGUGGCUGGAAACUGCCACUGUUUUCCUGGCUUUAGAGGACCCGACUGCAGCAGAGCGUCCUGUCCGGUGCUUUGCAGUGGGAACGGUCAGUACCUCAAAGGCCGCUGCAUGUGUCACAGCGGUUGGAAAGGAUCCGAAUGUGAUGUUCCUACUAACCAGUGCAUCGACAUUACCUGCAGCGGACAUGGCACAUGCAUUGUGGGAACUUGCAUCUGUAAUCCAGGCUACAAAGGGGAGAACUGCGAAGAAGUGGACUGCCUGGACCCGACCUGCUCAGGGAGAGGUGUCUGUGUACGUGGAGAGUGCCACUGUUUUGUAGGUUGGGGGGGUCCUGGAUGCGAAAGUCCACGUGCUUCAUGUAUGGAGCAGUGCUCUGGACACGGGACCUUCUUGGCUGACACCAACACUUGUAACUGUGACCCCAACUGGACCGGUCACGACUGCUCCACAGAGCUGUGCGCAGCGGACUGUGGUGGACAUGGCAUCUGUGUGGCGGGAAGCUGUCGCUGCGACGAGGGCUGGAUGGGCGCCGGGUGCGAACAACGGGCUUGUCACCCGCGCUGCAGCGAACACGGGACCUGCAAGGACGGGAAGUGUGAAUGCAGCCCGGGAUGGAACGGAGAACACUGCACCAUCGCUCACUAUCUGGAUAAGGUAGUGAAAGAGGGCUGUCCUGGUCUGUGCAAUGGUAACGGCAGAUGCACACUGGGUAAUAAUGGCUGGUACUGCGUUUGUCAGCUGGGCUGGCGGGGAGCAGGCUGCGACACAUCAAUGGAGACAGCCUGCAGUGACAGCAAGGACAAUGACGGAGAUGGGUUGACAGACUGCAUGGACCCAGACUGCUGUUUGCAGGCAUCAUGUCAUGCUACCGCUCUGUGUAUGGGCUCUCCUGAUCCACUGGACAUCAUCCAAGAAACGCAGAUCUCUUCCAGUCUAAGAACCCUGCAGUCCUUCUACCAGCGUGUCCGCUUCCUGGUGGGCCGGGACAGCACCCACGUCGUCCCUGGCACCAACCCCUUCGAUGGCAUUCAUGCCUGUGUUAUCCGGGGACAAGUGGUGACUUCAGAUGGGACUCCUCUGGUCGGUGUAAAUAUCAGCUUCAUUAACAAACCAGCCAAUGGGUAUACCAUCACCAGACAGGAUGGCAGCUUCGACCUGGUGAGUAACGGGGGCGUGGCUGUAGCGUUGAGGUUUGAGCGCGCUCCGUUCAUCACUCAGGAGCACACCUUGUGGCUGCCAUGGGGACGUUUCUUCGUCAUGGACACCAUUGUAAUGCGACACGAGGUCAAUGACAUCCCAAGCUGCGACCUGAGCAGCUUCACCCGUCCCAUGCCUAUCGUCCUGCCUGCCCCGCUGACGGCGUUCGCCGGGACCUGCAAAGAGAGAGGCAUCGUCGUUCCAGAGAUUCAGACCCUCCAAGAGGAGGUGCGGAUCCCAGGUACAGACGUGCGUUUGGGCUACCUGAGCAGCCGGACGUCGGGGUAUAAGUCCCUCCUGAGGAUCACCCUCACCCACUCCACCAUCCCGUUCAGCCUGAUGAAGGUGCACCUCAUGGUGGCCGUCGAGGGAAGGCUCUUCAGGAAGUGGUUCUCAGCUGCGCCCAACCUCUCCUACGACUUUGUCUGGGACAAAGCAGACGUCUACAGCCAGAAAGUUUAUGGGCUGUCUGAGGCUUUUGUGUCUGUGGGUUUUGAGUACGAAUCCUGCCCGGAUCUGAUCCUCUGGGAGAAGCGGACAGCCGUCCUCCAGGGAUACGAGACUAUUGCGUCCAACCUUGGCGGCUGGAGCGUGGACAAACAUCACGCGCUGAACAUCCAAAGUGGUAUCCUGCACAAGGGUAACGGCGAGAACAUCUUCAUUUCCCAGCAGCCCCCGGUCAUCGGAAGCAUCAUGGGUAACGGGCGAAGGCGCAGUAUCUCCUGUCCGAGCUGCAACGGGCUGGCGGACGGAAAUAAGCUGCUCGCACCUGUAGCUUUAGCCUGUGGGUCGGAUGGCAGUCUGUACGUGGGGGAUUUCAACUACGUCCGUCGGAUCUUCACCACAGGAAAUGUCACGAGUGUCUUAGAGCUCAGAAAUAAAGAUUUCAGGCAUAGCAAUAGCCCUGCACACAAAUAUUACCUGGCUACUAGUCCCGUUUCGGGAGCCCUGUACCUUUCGGACACCAGCAGCAGGAAGGUGUUUAAGGUGAAGUCUCUGAACACAGUGAAGGAUGUGGCAAAGAACCUCGAGCUGGUGGCAGGCACAGGCGAUCAAUGUCUACCCUACGACGAGACGCGCUGCGGGGACGGAGGCAAGGCCGUGGAAGCCACACUUACAAACCCUAGAGGCAUUACAGUGGAUAAGUAUGGCGUGAUCUUCUUUGUAGACGGCACCAUGAUCCGCCGCAUCGAUCAGAACGGUAUCAUAUCCACCCUGCUGGGCUUCAACGACUUGACCUCGGCACGACCCCUGAGCUGUGACUCUGUGAUGGACAUCUCACAGGUGCGUCUAGAAUGGCCCACUGACCUGGCCGUCAGCCCGAUGGACAAUUCCCUUUAUGUGCUGGACAACAACGUGGUCCUGCAGAUCUCAGAGAACCAUCAAGUGAGGAUUGUGGCAGGGAGGCCGAUGCACUGCCAGGUCCCCGGACUGGAUCACUUUCUAGUCAGCAAAGUCGCCAUCCACGCCACCUUGGAAUCCGCCAAUGCUCUCGCUGUCUCCCAUAAUGGCUUGCUUUACAUCGCCGAGUCGGACGAGAAAAAGAUCAACCGUGUCCGACAGGUCUCAACGAAUGGGGAGAUCUCUCUGGUCGCCGGUGCCCCUAGUGGCUGCGACUGCAAGAACGACGCUAACUGCGACUGCUAUUCGGGUGACGACGGCUACGCCAAAGACGCCAAGCUAAACGGACCCUCUUCGUUGGCGGUUUCACCCGAUGGAGAGCUCUUCAUCGCUGACCUGGGUAACAUACGUAUCCGAUAUGUCAGGAGGAAUAAAGCAUUUCUCAACCCGCUCAACAUGUAUGAGGUUUCUUCGCCGAUUGAUGACGAACUCUACCUGUUUGACGUGAACGGUAGUCACAUCUACACUCAGAGCCUGACCACUGGAGACUACUUGUACAACUUGACCUACUCUGGCGAAGGUGACCUGAGCAGCCUCACGGACAAGAAUAAGAACAAAGUGACCAUUCGGAGAGACACAACGGGAUUGCCGCUCUGGAUGAUGGGUCCUGAUGGCCAGACGUUCUGGUUCACUAUUGGAACUAAUAAUGCGCUGAAGAGUGUUGCUGCCCAGGGUCAAGAGAUAGCCAUGAUGACUUAUCAUGGAAGCUCAGGUCUGCUGGCCACAAAAAGCAAUGAAGAUGGAUGGACUAGCUUCUAUGAGUAUGACAACUAUGGGCGUCUGACAAACAUGACCUACCCCACAGGCAGGGUGAGUAGUUACCGGACUGAUUCAGACAGCACUGUGCGGGUGCAAACCGAGGGCUCCAACAAAGAGGACAUCACAGUCACCACCAACCUCUCGGCCUCAGGAACCUUCUACACACUCAUGCAAGAUCAAGUCAAAAACAGUUACUACAUUGGUCUGGAUGGCUCCUUGCGUCUGGUAUUGGCCAACGGCAUGGAAGUGUCUCUUCACACGGAGCCUCACCUGCUGUCAGGAACAGUCAACCCAACCAUAAGCAAGAGAAAUGUUACUCUGCCCAUCGACAAUGGACUCAACCUAGUGGAAUGGAGACAACGCAAAGAACAGGCUCGAGGACAGGUCACAGUGUAUGGACGCAGACUCAGGGUUCAUAACAGGAACUUGUUAUCCAUGGAUUUUGACCGUGUAACCAGGACCGAGAAAGUCUAUGAUGACCACAGGAAGUUCACCCUAAGGAUCCACUAUGACCAUGCCGGAAGACCUACAUUGUGGGCUCCAAGUAGUCGGCUAAACGGUGUUAAUGUAACCUACUCACCUGGCGGCCACAUCGCCGGCAUCCAGAGGGGCACUAUGUCGGUCCGAAUGGAAUAUGACCAAAAUGGGAGAAUCAUCUCAAAGAUAUUUGCAGAUGGAAAGUCAUGGAGCUACACAUACCUUGAAAAAUCCAUGGUGCUGCUGCUAUACAGCCAGCGGCAAUACAUCUUCGAGUUUGACAAGAAUGACCGGCUCUCUUCAGUAACCAUGCCCAAUGUGGCCAGACAGACCUUGGAGACCACCCGUUCCGUUGGCUAUUACAGAAACACAUACAGACCACCUGAGGGCAAUGCCACAGUUUUGCAAGAUUACAGCGAAGAAGGACUGCUUCUGCAAACCAUCCACCAAGGAACGGGGCGUAGAGUCAUCUAUAAGUAUGGGAAACUCUCCCGUCUGCUAGAAAUACUUUACGAUACAACACGGAUCGCCUUUUCUUACGAUGAAUCUGCAGGCAUGCUGAAAACCGUGGGGCUUCAAAGCGAUGGCUUUGCGUGUACCAUACGCUACAGGCAGAUUGGACCGCUCAUCGACAGACAGAUCUUUCGUUUCAGUGAGGAGGGCAUGGUGAACGCCCGGUUCGACUACAACUACGACAACAGCUUCCGGGUCACCAGCAUGCAAGCAGUCAUCAAUGAAACCCCCUUGCCCAUUGACCUCUAUCGCUACGAUGAUGUCUCAGGCAAAACGGAGCAGUUUGGCAAGUUUGGAGUAAUCUACUAUGAUAUUAACCAGAUCAUUACCACAGCUGUCAUGACCCACACAAAACACUUUGAUGCCUAUGGACGAGUUAAAGAGGUACAGUAUGAGAUUUUCCGUUCGCUGAUGUAUUGGAUGAUGGUACAGUACGACAACAUGGGGCGAGUGGUGGCAAAGGAGCUUAAAGUCGGGCCCUAUGCAAAUACCACCCGUUACACAUACGAGUACGAUGCUGAUGGCCAACUCCAGGUGGUGUCCAUCAACGACAAGCCUCUCUGGCGUUACAGCUAUGACCUGAAUGGAAAUUUGCACCUCCUUAGUCCCGGUAAUAGUGCCAGACUUACACCACUACGCUACGAUAUUCGGGACCGCAUUACUCGACUAGGUGACGUUCAGUACCGGUUGGACGAGGAUGGAUUCCUCAGGCAGAGAGGCAAUGAUUUCUUUGAGUAUAACUCUGCCGGGUUGCUUGUUAAAGUCUACAACAAAGUUAACGGAUGGACCAUCAAGUACCGCUAUGAUGGCUUGGGCAGGAGAGUUUCCAGUCGAAGUAGCCAAGGCCACCAUCUGCAAUUCUUCUACGCAGACUUGUCCAGUCCCACCAGAGUCACGCACAUGUACAAUCACUCAAGCUCAGAGAUCACCUCGCUCUACUAUGACCUUCAGGGCCACCUCUUUGCCAUGGAGUUGAGCAGUGGGGAUGAGUUCUACGUGGCCUGCGACAACAUUGGUACACCGUUGGCCGUAUUCAGUGGUGCCGGUCUCAUGAUCAAACAGAUCCUGCACACAGCUUUUGGGGAGGUGUAUUUGGACUCCAACCCAAGCUUCCAGCUAGUGAUAGGCUACCAGGGUGGCCUUUAUGAGCCCCUUACAAAGCUUGUCCACAUGGGCCGCAGAGAUUACGAUGUUCUUGCAGGCCGAUGGACCAUACCUGACAUUGAUGUUUGGAAGCGGCUCAACAGCAACAACAUUGUGCCCUUCAACCUCUACAUGUUUAAGAACAACAACCCCCUGAGCAACACCCAAGAAACCAAGUGCUAUAUGACAGAUGUUAACAGCUGGCUAGUGACGUUUGGUUUCCAGCUAUACAAUGUCAUCCCUGGCUACCACAAACCUGUCACGGACGCCAUGGAGCCGUCUUACGAGCUCAUUCACACUCAGAUAAAGACUCAAGAGUGGGAUAGCACCAAGUCCAUUCUGGGGGUACAAUGUGAAGUCCAGAGGCAGCUGAAGUCUUUCGUCCGACUGGAGCGUUUUGGCCAGAUCUACGGAGCGAGUGAUUCCGGCUGCCCUCAAACCCCUCUCUACACGCUCUUCGCCACAGGGGGGUCGCUCUUCGGGAAAGGUGUGAAAGUAGCCAUCCGGGAGGGCCGUGUUUCUGCUGACAUCAUCAGCCUGGCCAACGAGGACGGCCGGCGGAUCGCUGCAGUCCUAGACAAGGCAACCUAUCUGCAGGAUUUACACUUCACCAUUGCGGGAUUGGACACGCACUACUUUGUCAAAUCGGGACCGGUAGAGGGAGACCUAUCUCUGCUGGGAAUGACGGUGGGCCAGCGCACGCUGGAGACGGGCGUUAACGUAACCGUCUCGCAGGUCAACACGGUCCUCGGCGGGCGUUCGCGCCGGAUAACCGACGUCCAGCUGCAGUACGGGUCACUGAGCCUCAACGUCCGCUACGGCAGCGGUCAGGACGAAGAGAAGGUGCGCGUACUGGAACUGGCGCGUCAGAGGGCCGUCGCUACCGCGUGGGCUCGCGAACGCCACAGACUCCGGCAAGGAGAAGAGGGCUCUCGAGUUUGGACGGACGGCGAGAGGCAGCAGCUCCUGAGCGCGGGACGCGUGCAGGGCUACGAGGGCUUCUACAUAGUGUCGGUCGAUCAGUUCCCCGAGUUGGCCGACAACGUAAAUAACGUCCACUUCUUGCGACAGACUGAGAUGGGUCGCAGGUGACAUGAACGCAAGGGGAACCCGUGCUCGGACUCAGCGUCCGGGACUUCUUGCCAAAGACAAGUUUCGUUUGUGACCAUAUUAUGUUACUUUAUUUUUAUGUUGACUGUGCCAGACUUAUUUUUUUUAAUACAUGACGUACAUGGUUGCAAACAGUUGCACUGUUUCGACAGCAGAGUGCCCUUCUCUCUUUUGGUAAUUCUUAAACCCUCUUCGUCCUGCUAGAAGACGGCGUAU
Molecule: messenger RNA, 9238 nt
Organism: Rhinichthys klamathensis goyatoka
Lineage: Eukaryota; Metazoa; Chordata; Actinopteri; Cypriniformes; Leuciscidae
Gene: tenm4
Product: teneurin transmembrane protein 4
Exons: 33
Coding region: 407-9004 (2865 amino acids)
Biological process (GO): signal transduction; heterophilic cell-cell adhesion; neuron development
Cellular component (GO): membrane; neuron projection
Molecular function (GO): cell adhesion molecule binding; protein heterodimerization activity; protein homodimerization activity
Source: RefSeq, a predicted model, not a curated record